This is a messenger RNA of Seriola aureovittata, 2036 nucleotides long. Its product is annotated as V-set domain containing T-cell activation inhibitor 1-like. The record is from RefSeq and is a predicted model, not a curated record. Gene Ontology annotation, cellular component: external side of plasma membrane. The transcript is spliced from 5 exons. Lineage: Eukaryota; Metazoa; Chordata; Actinopteri; Carangiformes; Carangidae. Bases 215 to 826 code for a protein of 203 amino acids. Gene Ontology annotation, molecular function: signaling receptor binding. Gene Ontology annotation, biological process: T cell receptor signaling pathway; regulation of cytokine production.
GUACUUGUUUGCAUCCUUUGUAAAAUACAAGAACGUCACGUUGCAACGUUACAACUUGUUGCAGCACAUCGUUCUUUCAGAGCAUCUUUGGAUCACACAUGGGUAAAAAGGAGGGACAGUUCAAAAAAGGGGGUGUGUUCUGUAGUCGGUGUUUUUCCUCUGUGCUGGUUCCCGUCACUCUGAAGCCGGCAGAUCUUCAGAAGCUUCGCUGUGAAUGAAAAUGAAACUUUUUAUUUUCCUGAGUCUUUUCUUCGUCGCUGGACGCGUCACCGCAGCCUCUGUAAAUCAGACGAUGGAGGCAGAAGAAGGCGGCAGCGUCUUUUUCCAGUGUCACCUGGAUCAUCAAGUCAACGUGUCAGGUUCACCUGUGAAGUGGAGUAAAGACGGCAGCUCGAAUGUUGUCCACCUUUACAUUCGUAGACAAGAUCAAGCUGACGCCCAGAAGGAAGAGUUUAGAAACAGGACGCUUCUCUUCCAUGAAGGCUUGAGCAGAGGAAACGUGACGCUGCAGCUCUCCUCUGUGCGGCCGUCUGAUGCUGGAGGAUACAGAUGCUACGUUCGACUUCAGGGCGCCUCUUGUUACUUUACCCUCACAGUUGGUCGAAAAGGCCAAACAAACAGAGCACAACAAGGUGAUUCCAACACAACCAGACCUCCGCCUGAAGACCUGACCGAGCCAGACGACACAAGACGCAGACUCAGGGAAGUCACUGCCGGCAUCGUUCUCACUGUUGUUGGAUGUUUCGGAUUCCUGGUUCUGAUGAUCUGUAGAACGACCCUGAUUCACAGCAGGAGGCACGAGGUGGGGGCGGGGCAAGAAACCUGAAACCCAAUCAAAGGAGGCGGGAUGAAGACCCAGACAGCGCUGCCAGAACGGCUCCUGAAACAUCAGCUGGAGGUGAAGGCAGGAGAACGACCAAUCAGCAAAGACUGACUCAACAUCUGUGAUGAAUGACAGUAACUUAAUUCUUCAUUUAUAGAUAGAUGGAUAUUUUUUUCAUUCACUUGGGGCAAUUAUUAUAUACGUACUGUAUAUGGGGAAAUAUUAUUAUAUUUAAGAUUUUUCCAAUCUUGACUUUAGUCUGUGACGUUUGGAUUGACAGUAUUUCUCCAUCAGUAGCGGUUGUUGCUGAGCAUGUGGUUUUUAAAAUGUGAUUUGUCAGAAGGGUUAGCUUAGUUAGCAUCUUUUAUUUGUGCAUAUGGUUUGUUAGCUUGUAACUGGACGUGGCUGAUGCAUUGUUAGCAACUGUGCUAAUGCUAAAUCUUGCUCUCUGCACUGACGAGGUUUCAGGUUUAUUUAGCCCCGCCCCCCCGUCCCCACAAGCGGACAGGAUUGGUUCCUUAGCUUUGUGACGUAUGAAACUCUGACCGUCUGAAUGUGAGUUUAUGAACGUGGCUCGUGAUAAGUGUCGUGUCGUGAGGGAGGUGACCAUCGUCAGAGCGGUCGCUGAUCUCUCAGACCUCGGUCAGUGUCAAGACGAUUUCUGACUCGUGGUUGUAAAUACAACGUUUGGCCGGUCGACGACAGCCGCCAUAUUGGCUACUGGCACUUUCACAGGGCAACAGGACAAUCACGGAUAAGAUAUUAUAUAAAUAUACUGUAUUAUGUAAAAAACACUUUCUUUUCUCACUUUAAAUUAAGUUAUUUCACUGAUCGACCUUUAUUAAGAACACCACCUCACAUCUCCGUCAGUGUAACUAAAGCAGCGUUUUGUCUCUUUUGUCCAGCACUUUAAGUUUCGUGUUUUCCGACUGCGGCUCACUUUGUGGUCGAUUUACAAGUAACUGGUCAAACAAACUUCCUGAUGACGUGAAAAACAGUCGUGCACUGCACACUUUAUUUUCUGUUUGUUGUUUGCGUCUUUUAGAGUGAGAUGUUAUUUAAUGUUCCUGUUUUCCAGUCUUCUUGAAUAUAAUGUAUUUUAAUGUUUGUGCUGUAUGAAGCUCCUUUUUAACCUGUAAUGAAAUAAUUAAUAAGAUCUGCCUUUUUAUCAUCACUAUCGCAGCUUUUAUUAAAUAGUUUUUGUUACUUUCAC